Messenger RNA from Anopheles coluzzii, 16657 nucleotides. RefSeq lists its product as uncharacterized. NCBI's taxonomy places the organism in Eukaryota, Metazoa, Arthropoda, Insecta, Diptera, Culicidae. Gene Ontology annotation, biological process: DNA integration. The record is from RefSeq and is a predicted model, not a curated record. Gene Ontology annotation, molecular function: nucleic acid binding. The transcript has 2 exons. Bases 1 to 4971 code for a protein of 1656 amino acids.
AUGGAGAAUUUUGAGGACGGAGAGGAGGAAUAUGCACGAUUCGAAAAACGUCACUUCAACUUAUUGCUACGGAUUGAACGUGGUAUGUCGAUCACUACAAAUGUUUCGCAAUCUCGUGUAAAGCUUCCCGAAUUACGGCUGCCAACGUUUGAUGGCUCUCUCGAAGCUUGGCUGCCUUUUCGCGAUUCUUUUAGUAGCCUGAUUGAUGCUAAUGCAAGCCUGUCAGACGUGGACAAAUUGCGGUAUUUGAAGGGAGCAUUGACAAAGGAAGCAAACAAGCUAAUUGCGGACAUUGAGAUUACUUCGGCUAAUUACAUAGUGGCAUGGGAGCUUCUUAAGGCUCGUUAUGAAAACAAAAAGCUAGCGGUGAAGCGACAUAUUGAUGCUUUGUUUUUGAUACCGGUAAUGAAGAAGGAUUCGUACGAGUCGCUCAUUCACAUUCUAGAUAGUUUCGAGAGAAGCGUCAACAUAACGAAGCAGCUUGGUGUGGCAACAGAGGGUUGGAGUGUGCUUCUGGCGCACAUGCUACAUUCUCGGCUUGAUUCGGCUACUCAAAUGCAUUGGGAGGCUCACCAUCGCAGUACUGACGUUCCAGAAUACUAUGAACUUCUAACGUUCUUGAAGAGUCAUGCGUUAGUGUUGCAGGCAAUGCUGUCUCCAGGCCAAAAGAAAGAACAAUAUACAUCGUCGUGGAAGCAGCGAUCGAAGAGUGAGGUGCACGUGGUAAAUUCUUCUAUGGAGAUAUGCUCGUUUUGUAAAAAAGGUUCACAUUCGCCCUUUAAGUGUGACAUGUUUAGUGGCUGGACAGUACAAGAGCGCUAUGACAAGGUCAAAGAAAAGAAGCUUUGUAUCAACUGUUUGUUGCCUGGGCAUAUUAUGAAGAACUGUUCAUCUAGUGUAUGCCGAGUUUGCAACAAAAAACAUCACACUAUGUUGCACAAACCAGUACAAACCUGUAAUUCAGCUGAAGCAUCUCCUAAUGACCAGGAGAUAGUGACGCAACCGGAUCCACCUGCGGAUCAGAACGUGGUCACAUACUGUGGCAAUGCUUUGCUAACAAAUUCGAUAGAAACACCAUCUACUAUCCUAUUACCCACAGCUUUGGUGAAAAUAGAGUUACCAGACGGAUCGUUGCAUUGGGCACGAGCUCUUUUAGAUGGAGGAUCGCAGAUUAAUCUUGUAACUGAGCGUUUGUGUCAGCGAUUGCAGGUCAUUAAAAAGAGAGAGAACCAUCCAAUUGGCGGAGUUGGACAAAGCAAGCAUGUAUCAUCGCACUCGACACAGCUUACCAUAAAAUCUCAUUGCACUAGCUUCAAGGCAAAUUGGAAAUUUCAUGUAAUGCGUUACAUUACUUGGAAUUUACCUGCAGAGAAAGUGAACAAAACACGUUACUGCAUUCCCAACACUUGUACUCUAGCAGAUCCCAAAUUAUAUGAACCAUCAUCCAUCGAUUUAUUGAUCGGCAGAGAGAGCUAUGAUGAGCUGAUGCUAGAAGGUAUUCUUAAACUGGUACCCGUGAAAGUAAUGCUACAGAACACCGAGUUAGGCUGGAUCGUUUCUGGCAGGGUUGAGCUCGAACGUCGUCCUACAUCCUCUAUAGUAAAUCUGGUAUGUACUAAUCAAGACCUAGAAAAUCAACUAACUACAUUUUGGGAAAUCGAAUCUUGUUAUACAAAUAGCACCAUGUCUAUUGAAGAAACAUCAUGUGAGAAGGUUUUCUCUGAAACAACCACGCGUGAUGAUCAAGGAAGGUUUAUUGUAACGCUUCCUACGAAAAAGGAUAUCGUUCCACAACUCGGAAACUCGUUUGAAAUCGCCAAACGUAGAUUGAACUCGCUAAAUCGUCGUCUUGCAUCAAACAAAGACCUUAAGGCUGCUUAUAUAGCCUUUUUGGAGGAAUAUGUUCAAUUGGGACAUAUGGAAGAAAUCACGGAACAACAUACGAACAUUGACACACCCAUUUAUUACUUACCGCAUCACUGUAUUUUACGCCCUGACAGUUUAACUACAAAGCUUAGAGUCGUGUUCGAUGCGUCUUGUGCUACCGACUCCGGCCUCUCGUUGAAUGAUGCGUUAAUGGUGGGUCCAGUUGUUCAGGAUGAUUUGGUCGCAAUUAUGAUUCGUUUUCGUCUGCCCAAAUUUGCAAUCGUAGCGGACAUCGAAAAGAUGUACCGACAAGUAUGGAUUAAAAAAGAGGAUCGCUCGUUACAAAGAAUCCUUUGGCAGAAUUGUCCCGAAGAUAAGCUUCGAAUAUAUGAGCUAAAAACAAUUACGUAUGGCACUGCAUCUGCUCCUUACUUAGCAACCAAAUGUUUGCAAAUGCUUUCCGUUCAUGGAACUUCUACUCAUCCGGAAGCCUCUAGAGUACUGGCAAAUGAAUUUUAUAUGGACGACUUGUUUACCGGAGUAGAAACUCAAACAGAAGGAGAAGAAUUAUGCCAUCAACUAACUGACUUGUUGUCGAGUGCUGGUUUUACUUUGAGAAAAUGGGCGUCUAACUCUUCCCAAAUUCUGCAAAGUAUUCCCGUAGACCAACGCGAUACUUCUGGAUUGUGCAGCCUUGACAUAAAUAGUUCCAUUAAGACAUUGGGUCUUAAAUGGAUCCCAGCGACCGAUGAUUUGGAAUUCUGCGUACCGAUUUGGACAGAAGAUGAACAAAUAACAAAGCGGAUCGCCUUAUCAGAUGCAUCGCGUCUAUACGAUCCAUUGGGACUCAUAGGUCCAACAAUAAUGAUAGCCAAAUGCUUUAUGCAAAAUCUUUGGGCACAACAAAAGGCAUGGGAUGAGCCGCUAGAAAAAGAAUUGCAUAAACAAUGGAAUCAGUUUCGCCAACAGCUCUCAAUUGUGAAAGACAUGCGUAUCCCACGUAGAGUGGUAGGAAGUACCCAUCGCAUCGAAAUCCAUGGUUUUAGUGAUGCGUCUAUGAAGGCUUAUGGAGCCUGUUUAUAUAUGAAAUCGGUCUCUGAGGAUGGAAAAGUUUCUGUUAACCUUUUGUGCUCUAAAUCCAGAGUUGUUCCACUCGCAAAUAGCAAACGACAGAAGAACGUCACUUUACCUCGGCUGGAAUUAUCUGCAGCUUUAUUGUUAUGCCAUCUCUGGCAAAAGGUUAAAGAUAGUCUUAAACACGAGUAUUCGUGUUUCUACUGGGUGGAUUCGACCAUCGUGCUUCACUGGAUAAACAGUAGCCCAUCACGCUGGAAGCCAUUUGUUGCUAAUCGGGUGUCUGAAAUCCAGCAUCUGACGGAACCUAGACAUUGGAAUCAUGUUCCUGGGGAUCAAAAUCCAGCUGAUAUCAUCUCUAGAGGAAUGAUGCCGAGUCAAUUGCAAGAAUCAUGCCUAUGGUGGCAUGGACCAGAGUGGUUAAGCCAACCAUCCAAUACUUGGAAGCUACAUCAUCCAAUACUCGAUUGCCCACCCUCUGAGUUUGAAGAACGGAAGACUGUUCUGAUCAUUAACAAACAGUCUAAUAUUCAUCAUCCAAUAUUUAGCUUAAAAUCGACAUUCUCCGGACUCGUUAGACUGAUGGCAUAUAUGCAACGGUUUAGCUACAACUGUAAACCUGUUAAUAGAAACAAUCGUCGUCAAGGCUACCUUCAAACAUUUGAACUACAUGCAGCAAGAGAGAAUUUGGUACGCAUUGCACAGAACGAAUCUUUUGCUGAUGAUAUUCGGUCUCUCGAAACUGCUGGAGAAGUCAAAACAUCGUCAUCUUUAAGAUCAUUGACACCAAUGCUUGUUAACGGUGUACUACGCAUUGGGGGACGUCUUCGAAAUGCUCCUGUUGCUUACGAUCGGAAACACCCAAUGAUACUGCCCUACAACCAUCCAUUGACACGUCUUGUCAUGGAUUUCUAUCAUCUUAAAACCUUACAUGCCGGACAACAACUGUUGAUUGCUUCUGUUCGAGAGAAAUACUGCCCUUUACGCGUUCGAAACCUUGCUCGGCAAGUAGUACACGAGUGUAUCCAGUGCUUCCGUUGUAAACCAUCGACAAUGGAACAGAUAAUGGGAGAUUUACCCGCAGAACGAGUUACUCCAACUUUUCCGUUCCUGAACACUGGUGUCGAUUUCUGUGGACCUCUGUUUUAUCGUUCGGCGUCCAGGAAAUCUGCUCCGGUGAAGUGCUACGUUGCAGUAUUUGUGUGCCUGGCCACGAAGGCUAUCCAUCUAGAAUUGGUAGCUGAUUUGUCGUCGGAUGCGUUCAUAUCAACACUGAAACGAUUUGUCGCUCGUCGGGGAAAACCAUCUCUUCUUCAGUGUGAUAACGCUAAAAAUUUUCGUGGAGCGGAACGAAAAUUGAAAGUGUUUCAUCAACAACUGCAGCAACAACAAUUUCAACAAUCAAUUUCGUCGUAUUGCGGUCCAGAAGGUAUAGAGUUUCGUUUUAUCCCUCCUAGGUCUCCCCACUUUGGUGGAAUCUGGGAGGCCGCCGUCAAGUCUUUUAAGCAUCAUUUUAGAGCUACUAUUGGAACUUCGAUCCUGCGUCGAGACGACUUAGAGACGAUCAUCGCCCAGGUGGAAAGCUGCUUGAAUUCGCGCCCUUUGACCCCCAUCAGCACGGAACCCGAGGAUUUGGAGGUGCUUACUCCAGGGCAUUUCCUGAUCCAUCGUCCUCUGGUUGCUGUUCCUGAACCUUCAUACGAGGAAGUGCCAUCUAAUCGCCUGGAUAGAUAUCAACAGAAUCAGGAAUUCGUGAGAAGCAUUUGGAACCGAUGGAGUACAGACUACCUGUCUGGCUUGCAGCCCCGCACGAAGUGGACGAAACAACGGGACAACAUCCAAAUCGGAACUCUCGUGUUGAUGAAGGAAGACAACUUGCCACCGUUGAAAUGGAGUUAUGGACGGGUAACUCAAAUCUACCGAGGAGACGACGGCAACAUCCGCGUGGUCACGGUGAAGACAAAGGACGGCGAAUACAAACGAGCAAUUACGAAAAUCUGCGUUUUGCCCAUCCAUUCCAACACGGAAUAAGUGGUGGAAAUUUCAAUUUCCACGGGGGCCGGCUAUGUUAAGAAUGCUUGGCAUCAUGGCCGCUGACAGCCACCGAGUGACGCAACCUGCGCGCUGACAGAUUACCGCGUUUUUGAACUGUCAAACCACAAGCCGAAGCGUUGUGUGAGUGUGUGUUCGCUAGGAGAUCGAGAACAGAGCACAUGCAGAAAGUUGAUCGCAAAUAAAACAUCGUAAAAAACCCACAGAACAGUGCCGCAUUAGAGUUGGAAUCAUUUCGCUUAUUUCAAUUAACAUGUAUAAAAAAGGGUUAUUCUGAAAGCCUUGCCGGAUAUUAUAGCAGAGUUAAUGAAUUACUAACCGCUAUGAUAGCACAAGUUCAAACGGAUAGCAAAUAUUCCCUCCACGCGAACGUUAAUAUAAAUUAUUUUAGGGAGAAUGCUAUGGACUCAUUUAUUAGAGGUCUUGAAAAACCGUUAUCUACACUGUUAAAAACUGCUGACCCGAAGACCCUUAGCAAAGCAUAUCAAUUUUGCCUUAAUUACUUUAAUAUGGACAUUCGAUCAGCACCUUAUAAGAAUCAGUAUGGUAAUCAAAAUUCUUCUAAUGCUCCUAAGCCAAAAGAUCUAGGGUACGAACCGCAACCCUCCAGGGUAGCACCUAGAAAAAUUGUAUACCAACCAACACCCCCUCCCAGAACAGCCCCUCCAGCUCCACGUCCAGCUCCACGAUACCAUCCAGCUCCACAUUACGUUCCUAAUCACCAAUAUACACUGAGCCAAUGGAGGUAGACCGAAGCACAAAUUCAAGAAAUAUUAAUUAUGGAAAUAGACCCUCGUAUGGGGAAAAAAAACCAAGACCUGCAUCAAGCCAGGAAGCAUGGGUAAAGAGACAAGCUCACCCAUAGCAAGCUCAUCAAAUGGAUAGCAAUGACUACCAUUUACAAGAACAGAUCAGGGACCAGUUCACUGAUGAAUAUGAUAUUACAGAAAACAAUCAAAAUAUAAAUUUACAGCACGACCAUGAUCCGCAAGAGGGAUCAAGUAGAAAUCAUCAGAACCAUUUUUUAGAGUGGGAGAUGAGUUGGUAGUUCCCUGUCUUCCGUUUAUUAAAUUCAAAACUACCAUUGGAACUUUUCCAUUCUUAAUAGAUACAGGUGCUAAUAUUAAUUUAAUAGAUCCAAAAUUAGCACAUUCAUACGAACACAGCAAGCCGUACAAAUUUUCUAUAGGCCAAAUUAGUAGUGCAAACAGUAAAUUUUCUCCCACAUAUGCCAUUGAUAUAAAUUUUUUCCAUCCUAAAAUUGAUUUUGAAGAUCGCUUUUUACUUCACCAUUUUCAUAAUUAUUUUUAUGGUAUAAUUGGCAACAGCAUGAUGAAAGCUUUGGAUGCUAUAAUAGACCUAGGAAAAGAUCAAAUAACAUUAACUAGAAACGGCAACAAGUUUGUUGUCCCAAUUUCAUAUUAUUCACCGCAUAAUCAUUCUUCUCACAAUUUAAUCCGAACAUCUCACCUCUCAAAAUUGGAGUCAGAAAAACUAAAAAAGGUGUUGGAGAAAAAUAGCCAUUCAUUUUAUAAACCAGAUACUAAAUUAACUUGUACAACUAAUAUCGAAUGUGCAAUACACACUACGGAUAACUCCCCAGUUCAUCAAAGAAUUUAUCCUUACCCUGCUGCAUAUGCUGACGAAGUAAAUAAGCAAGUGGAAAAAUUAUUAGAAGAUGGAAUUAUUAGACCGUCUCACUCGGCUUGGACAUCCCCGGUAUGGAUUGUACCAAAAAAGUCAGAUGCGUCAGGGCAAAAAAAAUCCGAAUGGUUAUAGAUUAUCGCAUGUUAAAUGCCAAAACCAUCUCUGAAAAGUACCCAAUGUCUGAGAUAAACUACGUAAUAGACCAAUUAAAAGGAAAAAAAUAUUUUUCAACGUUGGAUUUAGCUUCCGGAUUACACCAAAUUAAGAUGAAAGAAUCGGAUAUCGAUAAAACAGCAUUCGCUAUUAAUAAUGGCAAAUACGAAUUCACUAGAAUGCCAUUUGGCUUAAAAAACGCUCCAGCGAUAUUCCAAAGAGCGAUUGAUGAUAUUUUGCGAAAUUUUAUUGGAAAGAUAUGCUACGUCUAUAUAGAUGACGUUAUAGUUUUUGGAGAUAGUUUGGAUAACCAUCUAGAAAAUUUAGAUACAAUUUUGAAAACAUUAAAUAAUGCAAGGUUAAAAAUUCAAUUAGAUAAGUCAGAAUUCCUUCGUCAAGAGGUAGAAUUUCUAGGUUUUAUUAUUAGCACUGACGGAAUAAAACCUAAUGAGAACAAAAUUGUCGUAAUAAUAAAUACCCCGUGCCCAAAACUAUUAUGGAUUUGCGUGCAUUUUUAGGAUUAAUGGGCUACUAUCGACGAUUUGUCAAAGAUUUUGCCAAAAUAGCAAAACCUCUGACAAACAUUUUAAGGGGGAAGGGAUCUGACACAUCGAAAAAGAAAAUUACUUUAGACUCACAUGAAAUUGAAUGUUUUAAUAAAAUGAAACAAGUAUUGUCAUCAAGCGAUAUUUUAAUUUAUCCAGAUUUUAAUAUGCCAUUUAUUUUAACAACAGACGCCUCAAAUUUCGCAAUAGGAUCAGUUCUCUCUCAAGGUGAAUUAGGCAAAGACAAACCAAUCCACUUCGCCUCAAGAACCUUAUCGAGGACAGAAGAGAAAUAUUCAGCUCCCGAGAAAGAGAUGCUUGCUAAUUUUUGGUCAUUGCAAACGUUCCGUAACUAUCUUUAUGGAGCGAAAGUUAAAAUAGUAACCGAUCACCAACCCCUGACUUUUGCACUAUCACCGAAAAAUACGAAUGCCAAAUUAAAGCGUUGGAAAGCUUAUUUGGAAGAACAUGAUCAUGAGAUUUUAUACAAGCCUGACAAAGGAAAUGUUGUGGCUGAUGCCCUCAGUAGAAUAGUAUUCUCUGUUUCUGGCACACAACAUUCUGCAGAAAAUAGCCAAGAUUUCUACAUUAUCUCUACAGAAGCCCCAUUAAAUGUUUUUCAGAAUCAGAUCAUACUAAAGGAAGGGAAACCGAAAACAGUAUUCGAAAACCCUUUCCCAAAUUUUUAACGAACUAUCAUUUAUACAGAUACAUUAACUGAAUCCUCGUUUUUACAGAUUCUUAAGGAUCAUUUCAUAUUAACAAAAAUAAACGGUAUUUUAACGAGCGAAGAAAUUAUGGGUAAAUUUCAAGAUGUUUAUAGAAGGUUUUAUGGAAAUCAGAAACUCCUUAAAAUCCGUUUUACACAAAAGCUCCUGGAAGAUGUAUCGGACGAAAAUCUACAGAUGAAUAUAAUUACGGCAGUGCAUAACAGGGCACACCGUGGAGCCCAGGAAAAUAAGUCGCAAAUUUUACGCAAAUACUAUUUUCCCAAGAUGCAAGCCAAAAUAAAAAAAAUUGUUUCUAAUUGCAGUAUAUGCAAUGAAAACAAAUACGAUCGUAACCCGAUUAAAUUUCCUCAACAAAACACUCCCAUACCAAAAGCACCAUUUGAGAUUGCUCACAUUGAUGUGCUUUUUUGGAAAAACAUUUUUUCCUCACCUACAUCGAUAAGUUUUCAAAAUUUGCCCAAGUUAAGUUGAUUCAAUCGCGAGCAGCCGUUGAUAUAGUUUCAGCUGUAAAGGAAAUUUUAACAAAGUACCACCCGCCAAAAAUAUUAGUUAUGGAUGGUGAAAAAUCAUUCGGCACUCAGGAUUUAACCAACUUCUACAAAGUCCACAAUAUUCAGACCUACUUAACCGCUACUGGUCGAAGCGAGAUGAACGGUACGAUAGAAAGAUUUCACUCAACCUUGCUCGAAAUUUAUCGUAUUACAAAAUCCGAACAAAAAGAUAUGCCCAUCCCUGACCUUGUCCAAUCCUCAGUUCAUAAAUACAAUUCAUCAAUCCAUUCCACAACUAAACAUACUCCAUAUGAAAUUAUCCUACCUUCCUUCCGGUCAUCUGAUAUUUGCGAGAACGUUUAUAAGAAUUUAAAUACCAAGAAGAAACACGAUCUUUUGCUAUACAAUAAAAACAAAAGGGAGAUAACAAUACCAAUUGCUAGAACGAUUUAUGAAAAGACUAGGGCUAGAUUAAAAUACAAACCAAGAUACAAAAAGAUUAAAGUUAAAAAUGUUAAUAGGAGCACAAUUACAACCGAAGAAUCUCGCAAAGUUCAUAAAAAUGACCUAAAAAUUAGAUAACGGUCGAUGGCACCUUUAUACUAACUUCAGAUAGCUUUUCCUUUUUUAUUACAGUUUACUCCUUUCAUUAUGCUACCUAUAUCCAUCCAACGGACAGAAUAUAUCCAUAGAUAAAGUAGACAAUCGAAUUGAUGAUAGGAAUUGAUGUAGGGCCUGCAAGAAUCAAAAUUGAUAGUUAUCAUUAUGUUCACCAUUUCAAUAUCACUGCAUACAAAAGUUAUUUUCAGACAAUAAGGUACGAUUUCGAAAAAAUAGCCCCAACUCAGUUUACACCGAUAAUAAAAAAAUCAAUUAGAUCAUUUGAACACCCUCCUUAGAAAGCUCUCUCCAGUCAAUCGUUUUAAACGUUGGGAUUCCGUUGGUACUGUUUGGAAGUAUUUAGCAGGGAACCCUGACGCUAAUGACCUUAGAAUAAUAAACAGCAGUUUAAACGACCUGAUAGAUAACAACAACAAACAAAUAACCAUAAAUAGACAGUUUAAUAACAAAAUUAAAGAGUUAGCUUUUAACACAGUCAAGGCUAUAGAGCAAUCAAAUUCAUUAGAAACCCAUUCAAUUGUUAUAUAUAUAUAUGCACUUAGAAAAAAUUAUAGAAUCUGUUCAAGGAAUUAUAGAUAGUAUAGAGUCACACAGUCCAUCGCUUAAUGCACCAGACGACAGCGGUCUCCAGUGACAAGCGACCGUGGGACCGUGCGGAAGCGUUUUUCAGAAUUCCCGAUCCCAUAAAGUCGAUUCCGACUUAUGACGGAAACAAGAAACAAUUAUCAGCGUGGCUGAGCACAGCUGAAAACACGCUAAACAUUUUUAAAAAUUUAGUUCCAGAACCGCAAUUUAAUAUCUUUGUAACAGCAAUUAUUAAUAAAAUAGAGGGAAAAGCCAAGGAUAUAAUAUGCCUAGCAGGAAACCACCAAAAUUUUGACGAAAUCAAAGUGAUUUUAACAAACGCCUUAGGAGAUCGUCAAGAAAUGACUUAUUACAAAGGUCAACUCUGGCAAACAAAGAUGACGGAGAACAUGACCAUUCAUAAAUAUUAUAGUAAAAUAAAUGAAAUACUCCAAAAUAUUAAAUUCCAGGCAAAGCAGAAAGAAAAGUUUCGCAAUAAUUGGGAUGCGAUAAACGCAUUUAUUGACGAAGAUGGCUUAGCCGCCUUUUUAUCCGGCUUGAAACAGCCAUACUUUGGGUAUGCGCAAGCCGCGUGUCCAGAGGAUUUAGAGGCAGCAUACGCCUUUGUAUGCAAAUUUAGAUGUAAUGAAGCCACCGCUAACGCGGAACUACAAAGGACAAAAGAAAGAAAAGAAUUUUCUAAAGAACAUUUUUAUCAGAACCAUCCCAUUAAGGUAACUAGAGAUGGGAAACAGUUUUCGAAAAACUACGAAACAAAACCGACAGAUAAAUUUCUUGCAACUUAUCGUUCUAACGAUAAAAAUGAAAUCAAACAAUCGUUUCCACAACCAAUGGAAGUGGAAUCUACAAAAAGUAAAUUAACAUUAAAUCGAAAGCAGCUUCAUAAUAAUGAAGUGCAUCAUACUGAUAGCCAAUCCGAGUCUGAAGAAGAAGAAGAUAGAAACGUGGAUUUGAAUUUUUGUUGGGUACAAAAGACACACAGAAUAACUUAGACUAUUUGCCCUACAUAAGUAGCACGAAUACAAAAACAAAUAAGACUAUUAAUCUACUAAUCGAUACCGGGGCAAAUAAAAACAUAAUUUCUCCAGGUAUUAUAGAAAAUUGCAUCCCUACGAAAAACAAAAGCAUUAAAAAUGUUGCUGGAACUUACAAUAUCAAAGAAAAGGGGAAAGCUAAUCUUAUCGGUUGCAAUCUUCCAGCACAAACUUAUUACGUGUUAAAGUUUCACAAUUUUUUCGAUGGCCUAGUAGGAUCGGAAGAAUUGGCAAAGAACAGAGCGAUAAUAAAUUACAAUACCGAAGAAAUUGAAAUUAUAGGCAAUAAAUUGUCAUUUAAAAAGUAUUUCCCAGCAAAGAAAUUGUUCGCCUAUUCUGCAGAAAUUGCUACGACAAAAGAUGGUGAUUGGUUUGUUCCAAGUUUCAUGAAACUUACUGACUCAACAAUCAUUGAGCCCGGACUAUAUAAUUCAAAUAAAGGAAAAACCACAGUAAGAAUUCUUACAAGUAAAAAGACGAAACCAACGUUUACUAGCUUAUUGGACAUAAAAGUAAACAAUUUUGAAACCAUAACGCCGAUACCAUCAGCAUCAGAAAACAGAUUAUCUGAGGAUGACCUGAAUAAAUGCAUACGAACAAAUCACUUGUCAGAAUUUGAGAAGGACAAACUUUUCAAAACAAUUUUGGAAAAUCAAAAGGUUAUUUUGAAAGCAAGAGAGAAAUUAACAGCCACUCCAGAAAUUCAACACAAAAUUCCUACGAUAGAUAACCAACCAGUUUACACCAAAACGUAUAGGUUCCCUUUCUCAUUUAAGAAAGAUGUUGAGGAGCAAAUUAUUGAACUUCUCAAAAAUGGUAUCAUAAGCCAUUCAGCUAGCCCAUAUUCUUCUCCUAUUUGGGUAGUCCCCAAGAAAGGUGACGCGUCAGGCAAACGGAAAAUUAGGGUAGUAAUAGAUUAAAGGAAAUUAAAUGAGAAAACGAUAAGUGAAAAAUUUCGGAUCCCACAGUUCGAAGAAAUUUUAGACAGUUUGGGAAAAGCUAAUUAUUUCACUACAAUUGAUUUACAAUCCGGAUUCCACCAGAUAGAAAUGGACCCAAAAGAUAAAGAAAAAACCGCAUUUUCCACUGCAUUAGAACAUUUCCAUUUCAAUAGAAUGCCGUUUGGAUUGAAAAAUGCACCCGCUACAUUCCAACGCGCAAUGAAUAACAUUCUACGAGAUUACACUGGAACCAUCGCCUUUGUUUACCUCGAUGACAUAAUCGUGAUAGGAAACGACAUAAAAUCGCAUUUGGACAACUUAUCAAAAAUUCUGAAAAGGCUUGCCGAUUUUAAUUUGAAAAUACAGUUAGACAAAUGUGAGUUUAUGAAAAGGGAAACCGAAUUUCUCGGACAUGUUAUCACACAAGACGGAAUAAAACCUGACCCAGAAAAAAUAAAAAAAAUAUUAGAUUGGAAAUUACCCGAAAAUGCUAAACAAAUAAAGCAAUUUCUUGGACUUUCAGGAUAUUAUAGGAAAUUUAUAAAAGAUUAUUCUAAGAUUGUAAAACCAAUAACAAAAUAUCUCAAGAAAAAUCAAACUUUAGACGUCAAAUGUCGUGGCAGAUGCCUUGAGCAGAAAAAUAGAAUGUAACAAAAACGAAACUAAUCGAAUUUUUUCUAUUACAGAUACGGAAGACAGCCAAAGUGAAGAGAACAAUAAUCCUCUUCUCGAUGAAAACCAUAACCCAUCGCAUGAAGAAAACAAUAACCCUUCUUCUUUUUUAGCACACAACAACACAAACGGUUCAGAGAAUAUGAUAAUACAAUCAUCUUCAUUACAAACGAUUCAUUCAGCGGAAGAUUCGUCAGAUUUCUACAUUCAUUCAAGUCUGAGACCAGUGAACUACUACAAAAACUAAAUCAUUUUUAAAAUUGACCAUUCUAGUUCGAUCAGUGUAGAGUCCCCUUUCGGAAACAUCAAAAGAACGAUAGUCAUUCAACCAGAAUUCACAAUACAGGAUAUAACGGGCUACUUACUGAAAUAUCAUAACGGAAAACAAACUGGAAUACUCGCACCUGAAAUGUUGAUACAAACUAUUCAAGAAGCAUUCAAAAGAAAUUUAAAAGUUAAAGGACAUUUUGUAAUGUGCUUCUUUCUAGUAGAAGACGUCAUAGAAACAAACAGGCAAAACCUAUUAAUAUCAACAGAACACAGUCGUGCUCACAGAGGAAUCACUGAGGUAGAAGCUAAAUUAAAAAGAUCUUACUUUUUCCCAAAAAUGCAGCAACGCAUAAAGCAAUUCACAAAUAGUUGCGAAGUGUGUAAUACACAUAAAUACGAGCGAAAGCCUUACAACAUUAAAAUAAGCCCAAGGCCCAUAACAGAAAAGCCGCUAGAUAGAGUGCAUAUAGAUAUUUUCAUAAUAAACCACGAAAGCUUUCUCUCUGUAAUAGACGCUUUUUCAAAACACCUCCAAAUGUAUUCACUUAAACAUAAAAACCUAAUAGAUGUACAAAAGGCUAUGACAAAAUAUUUUAGCACCUUCGGUUCACCACGUCAAAUUAUAACGGACCAUGAAACAACUUUCCGCUCACUUCAAUUUAAAAAUUUUCUAACCCAGUUAGGUACUUCUUUAGAAUACGCAUCUUCAUCGGAGUCCAACGGCCAGAUAGAAAGAACCCAUUCAACAAUAAUAGAAUUGUACAAUACCAAUAAGCACAAAUUUCCCCGUGCAGGAACAAAACAGCUAGUAAAAAUCGCCGUAACUCUGUACAACGAAACGAUACAUUCCGCAACUAAAUUUACACCUAAUGAAAUAAUGUUCAACCAAAAUAGUGAACUAAACCCAGAACAGAUCAGAAGCAAUGCGCAGAAAAUUUUUGAGGAAGUCAAAAACAACCUCCUUAGGUCACAUAAUAGAGUAAUUAAAUCUAAUUCAACAAAAGAAAAUCCGCCUAAGAUUGAUGAGAAUCAGGACGUGUUUGUACUACCAAAUAUAAGAACCAAAACCCAACCGAGAGCUCAUAAAACUACAGCACAUCAAAUAACUGAUAAAACAUUCAAAAAUAUUCGAGACAUAAAACGAAACAAAAGCAAGAUAAAAAGAUUCAAGAAAAAUACCUAAUUUAUAAAUUUUACUGUGUAUCUUUACAGAUGAUUUUAGUUCUGAUUUCAACAAUCAUGUUUUUAACGGCAAAUGCAACCACAAGCUAGCUAGAAAUACGCAACUUAGGAAAUGAUCCCUUACUUUUGAUUAAAAGAAAAUAAUGUAAAAUCGUAACUGGAGUUAUUAAAGUGGUUCAUCCCAUUAAUCUGACAGUAAUAGCAGAAAGCAUAACGAAAUUCAACAAUAUCGCUAAAAGCUUAGAUAAAAAAUUACCAUUGACCAAGAUAGCCACUCGCCGAGUCGAAACAUUAAUGUACAAUUUUUAUGAAAUCAAGCCACUAGAGCGAAAUAAGAAAAAACGUUGGGACACCUUGGGAGCAGCAUGGAAAUGGCUAGCAGGUUCACCAGACGCAGGCGAUCUUCGGCUCAUCAAUACAUCAAUGAAUGAACUCAUUUCUGCUAACAAUCUACAAGUCCAAAUCAACGACAUGCUAAACGUACGGAUUCAAAAGCUGGUGGAUACCAUACAAGAAAUAACGAAACAAUCCUUACUGAACAAUAUCAUAAUGAAAGAGUACGAAACGAUAUUGUUUCUUCUAAAUGUAGAAAGCCUCAACUCUAUAAUUCUAGAAAUCCAGGAUGCCAUACUAAAGGCAAAAGCAAACAUACCAUAAAACAAACUUCUAUCAUUCAGGGAAAAAUUAUUGAUUGAAUCGAUAAUUCAAAAACAAAGAAUAUCAACUUCCUUUCCAGAAGAAGCGCUUGCCUACGUCACUACGAAAAUAGCAACAAAAAAAGAUAUUCUUUUUUUUUUUUUUUAUUCAGGAGUAACGGUCCAAAAAGGCCGUAUUGCUUAAAGAUAUUCUUUUGUACAUCAUUGAAAUACCACAAUUAGAAUCCGGUGUUUCCGAUAUAAUCACCAUACAUCCGCUUAUCAUCAAUGGUACUAGAAUAGUGAAUAUCCCUACAAGAAUCAUAAAGACAGCAGAAAAGUUAUACACCACAUCAAAACCAAACGAUUUUGUCCAGUACCAAGAGUACCUUCAAGAGAUUUAUGACGAAUGUUCAGUCUCCAUUAUACAAGGGAAAGUCAGUCACUACCACAUUACAAAUGACAACAACACACUUAUCGAUCUAAUUGCCCAAAAUAAGGUGUUAAUCAACAAUGCAUAUAAGCUCUUACUCCGUUCAGAUUGUGGACCGCAUGACCGCUACAUAUCUGGUAACAGUCUGUUGACGUUUAAUAAUUGUAGCGUAACCCUUAACAAUCGGACAUUCGUUUCUAAAUCAAUAUUAUCCACCGAAGAAGAUAUACAAGGAGCUUUUCUAAACUUGGAAGUUAACAGAAGCCUCUCACUCAACCUGCAGACCCUGAAGGAAGAAAACAUGAUACACAGAAAAAUGAUAGAUCAUUUGAAACUGUCAUAGAAUGAGCAUAAAAACUGGAUAUUAAGCAUUAUUGGAGGUCUUUCGAUAACUACAACAAGCUUGAUUAUACUAAUAGCCUACAUGUGCCUAUGCCAGAAGAAGAUAGUACGAAAGCAUCGUUGCAGAAAACAUAAGAAUAGCCAAGGCCGAGGACGUCCUUCUUCAACCCCCGGAGAAGUCACACAGUCCAUCGCUUAAUGCACCAGACGACAGCGGUCUCCAGUGACAAUCGACCGUGGGACCAGACGACAGCGGUCUCCAGUUGCAAGUCAGCGCAACGCGGCUCCCGCAGGCCACCUGGGCUUGAAGCGUGUUUACCGGUAGUUGUAAUUUGGAGUUAGAAUAAACAGGUUCUCUCUACUUAGACUCAUUAUUAAAGUUUGGACAAAAGCGAAUAUUGUUAAUGAAAAGAUUUUGUCAGAUUUGGAAAUGAAUUUGCUAGAAAAAACCUUACAAUCUGAAAACAUACCCUUCACAACGAAAGCUAAAGCUCUCACGUUCAUCGAAACCUCAAUCGCCACCAAUAAUCGCGAAAUAGUUUUGCUACUAAAAACCCCUAAACUCGACCCCAGAAUCUUCCGUAAAGUCAAAAUCUAUCCUAUGUUGUACCAUCAAGGGCGAAUCCACCUGGACCACACAUCAUACGUCAUUAACGGAAACAUUAGCUACAUGGUAAACAGUCUCAAUCAAUACGUAUAUUCCAUGAGUGAAGUCAAUCAAGAUCGAUCAGAAUGUGUACCAAGGUUAAUUGGAGGACAACAAGCUUCAUGCAAUUUUACAAAACAGCCACGUACAUUUGAAGCGUUUCGAGUAGGCGACCAAGCCGUGUUGAUCAACUCAAUCCAAAAUUUCUCGCUUUUCAACAAUUGCGGAACCAGCAAUAGAACGUUAAAGGGAUCAUUCGUCGUCAGAACAAACUCAUGCGACGUAUGGAUAAAUGAUGUACAAUUCUCAUCGAAGGUGGUAGAAAUGAUAGGCGAGCUCUCGUUAUAUCAGUUGGACGGAAUAGUCGUCAAUAAGCAGCACGAGGUUAUCAAUAUGUCUAUCGAACACCUUCUAGACCUACACCUUGAAACAAGGAAAGAACUCGAGCACAUUCGUUUAGAGAACCAAUCGCUAUCCAUCACCUGGCCAUCCAUAAGCCUUUUGGGAGGAACGUCGAUCCCUCUUGUCAUAUGCAUUGUAAUUUUGCUGCUAUGUUCCGGGGACGUCAACAACAUAAGGGCGAGUUAGCACAUCGGCAUCAAACUGCUGAUGCGGCGGGUUGAAUAACUUGGGUAUCGAUCGAUCAGCAGAUAUAUGCAUAUCGAUACCGUUAGCCGACCGGUCAUAUUAAGCGUUGGUAACAAAUAAUGGAAAAUAAAGUCAGUUGGUUUCUAGCA